GUCAUCUGUUUUCUCGGGCAAGAGUAAAUCCUGCUGUUUUCUCGUUUGAUUUUCCGGGAAAAUCAACAGCGAUGGCUUCUUCUACCCUUCUCCUCCACUCUCGAACCCUACUCCCACCGAAACAAAACCCCAUCGUUUCUCGGGAGCCCAAGCCCCAAUUUUUCCCUCUCCUCCGUCUGAACUCUCUCCCCAAGUCCUUCUCUCGCUCUCUCUCCCCGACCUCAAAACCUAAUCUGGCAGCCAAAGCGGCAGCUUCCUCACCACCGGCAAUUACUCCCACUCGCCCACCGCACGCCAAGCUCGGCGAAUCGAUCCGCACCGUGAGUUCAGUGCUGGCCCUGGCGGUAGGAGUGUCGAUUUCAAUCGCGAAGCUAGUCCAGAAGCUUCCGGUCGAUAAGGUCCUUGCCUUGCUGUCGAAAUUGAACCCCGGCCCUCAAGAGCUCGCCGCGGUCCGAGAGCUAGGAGGGAACCUGUCGUGUGCGGCGGGGCCGCUGUUCUUCGCGGCGCUCCGUGACCGCCCCAGCGGGUACCUGAACACGCCGCUGACGGUGGUUGCUGCGGGUCUGGCGAAGUGGCUCGAUAUCUACAGCGGGGUUCUGAUGGUUAGGGUUCUGCUCAGUUGGUUCCCGAACAUCCCGUGGGAGCGGCAGCCACUGUCGGCGAUUAGGGACUUGUGCGACCCGUAUUUGAAUUUGUUUAGGAAUAUAAUUCCGCCGAUUUUCGAUACUUUGGACGUGAGUCCGCUUUUGGCAUUCGCGGUGUUGGGGACUCUGGGUUCGAUCCUGAAUAACAGCAGGGGGAUGUAUUGAGUAACUGGAGGAGACUGGUGUGGAUAGUAUGGUGGCAAAUUGGGUUGGUGGAUGGUCGUUAUAGUGAGUGAAAAACAUUACUGUUUUUUGUUGAAUUUACAUUUCAUAAGCUGCUUUGUAUGAUUGUAGACCGAGUAUUAGUUGUUGUAAUCCAUAGUGUUUAUAUGGGUUUCGCCGAGCUAAUAUAAAUUUUGGAAAUUUUGAAGUUUUAA
Molecule: messenger RNA, 1021 nt
Organism: Rhodamnia argentea
Lineage: Eukaryota; Viridiplantae; Streptophyta; Magnoliopsida; Myrtales; Myrtaceae
Product: ylmG homolog protein 1-2, chloroplastic
Exons: 1
Coding region: 72-809 (245 amino acids)
Biological process (GO): chloroplast fission
Cellular component (GO): membrane
Source: RefSeq, a predicted model, not a curated record